This is a messenger RNA of Miscanthus lutarioriparius, 756 nucleotides long. Lineage: Eukaryota; Viridiplantae; Streptophyta; Magnoliopsida; Poales; Poaceae. The record is from the annotation of a GenBank genome assembly.
AUGGGGUGGCCGAGGACCAAGAGAGGAGAUCGGCGGAUUGACGCCGCCAUUGACCACCUCGUCCCGUACGGUUUCUCCAAGCCCCGAAUCCGCAAGAUCAUCAACGAACUCCUCAAGGUAGCUGUUGCUCCCCUUUCUCAGAAAUCUUUCUUGGCAAUUGGCAUCUUGCCAUCGAGUAGCCUGUACGGGAAAGAUGGGUGGUUUUUACUGGAGGAGGAUUCAUACCGUGUCGUGCUUGACAGACUCCUGGAAGAACAGGCGCAUCAGGAUCAGAAACAAGAAGCAGCAGCUGCAGAAGAGGCAUCACCACAAAAUGGUAUGGAAGUUUCAUGUGUGGAUGGUGAGGCAUCGAAUGAAUCUCAGUCAGCCUUUGAACGGCAAGCUUCUCCCAACAGUUCACCUCCCCUGGAAUAUGUGCUGCCACUGCCUCCAGCCAAAGGGCCUCCUCGUGCAAGGCCUCCCUGCUAUGGAUGGAUUAGUGAAGAGUCUGACACUGAGAGUGAACCAGAGGAUGGAGAAAUGCUUUCUGAUGUAGCAAGGCCUAUAAUUUUUCCAAAAAAGGAUGUACCAAAUCCUGUGGAAACGUUGCCUCCUAAGAGGAAGCGACCAAGUAGAUGGGAUGUGUGCCCUAACUGGAGGCUGUCUUUGAGCACCGUGAAUGCAAACAUAGAUGUGGGAGCUAGAGAGAUCAAUCUUAACAUCAAUGGCAAGGAAGAAAAGUAUGUGUUCGAGACACGAGUGGAACAAUGCUCAUAA